Molecule: messenger RNA, 1545 nt
Organism: Acanthosepion pharaonis
Lineage: Eukaryota; Metazoa; Mollusca; Cephalopoda; Sepiida; Sepiidae
Source: the annotation of a GenBank genome assembly
AUGGCCAGUAACAGCAGAGAUAAAGUAUCAAACCAGCUAAGCGAGUAUAAAAAGUCGCAAAUGAAUUUAAAUCGUUUAACUACUGGCACAGGAGCUCCCAUCGGAGAAAAGACAGCAAGUCUUACAGUUGGACCUAAAGGUCCCAUAUUGCUUCAGGAUUUUGUCUUUACAGAUGAAAUGGCUCAUUUUAACCGUGAAAGGAUCCCAGAAAGAGUUGUCCAUGCAAAAGGGGCAGGUGCAUUUGGUUAUUUAGAGACAACCCAUGACAUCCGAAAAUAUUGCAAGGCUGCCCUCUUCCAAGAAAUUGGCAAAAAAACUAGACUUGCAGUUCGUUUCUCUACCGUUGGUGGAGAGAGUGGAUCUGCAGACACAGCACGUGAUCCUCGAGGAUUUGCUGUCAAAUUUUACACGGAAGACGGUAACUGGGACUUAGUAGGUAACAACACUCCAAUUUUCUUCAUCAGGGACCCAAUUUUGUUUCCCAGUUUCAUCCAUACUCAGAAAAGAAAUCCGCAGACUCAUUGCAAAGAUGUAGACAUGUUUUGGGAUUUUAUCACACUACGACCAGAAACAACUCACCAAGUAUCAUUUUUGUUUUCUGACCGAGGAACUCCCGAUGGUUACCGCCACAUGAAUGGCUAUGGCAGCCAUACCUUUAAGAUGGUUAAUGACUUUGGAGAUGCAGUAUACUGUAAAUUUCAUUUUAAGACAGAUCAAGGCAUCAAAAAUCUGAUGGCUGAAGAGGCAGAUCGUUUGGCUGGCUCUAACCCUGAUUAUGCCAUACAAGACUUAUACAACAGCAUUGAAAAUGGUAACUUUCCAUCUUGGACACUUUAUAUUCAAGUCAUGACUUUUGAGGAGGCUGAAAAUUACCACUUGAAUCCAUUUGAUUUAACCAAGGUGUGGCCUCAUUCUGACUAUCCUUUGAUUCCUGUUGGACGGAUGGUACUAGAUAGAAAUCCCAAAAAUUAUUUUGCUGAAGUGGAACAGAUUGCAUUUUCUCCUGCUCACAUGAUUCCAGGUAUUGAACCCAGUCCAGACAAAAUGUUACAGGGGCGUUUAUUUUCCUACUCUGACACACAUCGUCACCGCUUAGGCUCCAACUACCUCCAAAUUCCAGUCAACUGUCCUUUCAAGGCCAGAGUCAGCAAUUAUCAAAGAGAUGGCCCACAAUGUGUUAAUGACAAUCAAGCUGGUGCCCCCAAUUACUUUCCUAACAGUUUUUCUGGCCCUGUUGACCACAAACGCCACACUGAAUGUCCAUUCAAAAUUAGUGGAGAUGUUAUGCGCUACAAUACUGCAGAUGAAGAUAACUUCAGCCAAGUAGGAAUAUUCUACAAACAGGUACUAAACCAAGCUGAACGCAAGAGACUGGUGAAAAACAUUGCCAAUCAUUUGAUUGGGGCACAGGAAUUUCUUCAGAAAAGGGCAGUUCAUAAUUUUGGACAAGCAGAUCCUGAAUAUGGACAAACACUGCAAGAAGAGCUUGAUAAACUAAAAAGAAAAAAAGGAAUGCCUUCCAACUCUGUCCAGGCCAAUUUGUAA